GAGGAUCAUGGGAGAGAGACUGCCAGGGUGGAAUGAGGCGAAUUGCUCUUCACAGGAGCAGGGGUUCACUCAGAAAAAGAGGAAGGAAGGGGGAGGGAGACGAAGGAGGGAAGGAAGAAGACGAGAGAAAGAGGGAAGAAGCUGCAGACCUGCAGAAAGAGGGAACGGUGCACAGAGGGGAGAAAGGAGCAGAGAUGAGAAGAGGAAUGUGACAGUGACGGAAAUAAAAGGUAGAGGGGGGAACCGAGAAGGAAGAAAAUUGGACAUUCCGAGAAAAGGAGGAACGAAAGAGCAAACAAGAUUUUAAAAGUCAAGGAGGGCAAAUCGGUGUCAAAGAAGGAAACCAAAGAAUCACCUGGAGAGGAAGGGCGCCUCACUUAAGCUGAAGCAACAAGCAACAUAAAGAACAACAACUAAUAAUAAUAAUAUAAUUCUGGAGAAAUUGGGAGAGGAGCCAUUGAAAUAUAGGAAGGCAAGGAACGAGUGCAUUGGGGCCGCUAGCAGACCCGGAAAACACAGAGGAGAGAAGUCACGGAAUUUCAGAUUUCCACUUGGCGCCAUGUCCCAGGGAGGGUAUUUUGAGGGCAGUGAGCAGCGGCAAUACCAGGCCCUGGAGAUGCCCCCCGCCAGGCCCAGUGGCACGGACCUGGGCCCCCUCUGUGAGUCGGAGCUGGCCUCCUACAUUGGAGACGAGCAGCUGCUCUCGGAGCUGCUGCAGGGGGCUGGGCAGAGGGGGCCCAAGCCAAGCACCCCCUUCUCCAAUUUCUUCCCUGGGGAGCCAUACCCCUACUUGUCUUACGGAGGGGAGCGCAAGGUCCUCGGUCCCUUUGACCCGCGGCCGGUCGCUGUCAAGGAGGAGCCACGAGGAGGCGAGGCCGGUCGCGCAGGCGGGCGCCACCCAUACAACCCCAUGCACUUCUCGCCAGCCCACUGCGCCCAGGUGGCCCUCGCUCAGCCUGGCAUGCGGGCCGGACAAGCACUGAGAGUCCUCAAGGGCCCUCCUUGCAGCCCGUCCCCGCCCUGCACCCCCAAGGGGAAGAAAUCGGUCAACAAAGACAGCCUGGAGUACCGGCUACGCCGCGAGCGCAACAACAUCGCCGUGCGCAAGAGCCGCGACAAGGCCAAGCGCCGGGUGCUGGAGACGCAGCAGCGCAUGGUGGAGCUCCUGGGCGAGAACGAGAGGCUGCGCAGCCGGGUGGAGCAGCUGGUGCAGGAGACAGAGACCCUCCGUGACAUUUUCCGCCAGAUGCCUGAGGCGGCCGGGCUUAUCAAAGGGCUUGGGGGCUGCAGCUGAAGCCGGCCGGGUGGGGUGGGGAGCGAGGAAGGAGGUGGCGGCACUUAAAAUCAAGAGGG
Messenger RNA from Podarcis raffonei (Aeolian wall lizard), 1353 nucleotides. It is a transcript of the gene CEBPE, whose product is annotated as CCAAT enhancer binding protein epsilon. NCBI's taxonomy places the organism in Eukaryota, Metazoa, Chordata, Lepidosauria, Squamata, Lacertidae. The record is from RefSeq and is a predicted model, not a curated record. Gene Ontology annotation, biological process: DNA-templated transcription; regulation of transcription by RNA polymerase II; myeloid cell differentiation. Gene Ontology annotation, molecular function: DNA-binding transcription factor activity, RNA polymerase II-specific; RNA polymerase II cis-regulatory region sequence-specific DNA binding. The coding region runs from base 560 to 1294 and encodes 244 amino acids. The transcript is spliced from 2 exons.